AUGGAUGUCAAGGCGGCCCCCAACGGGGUGGCUACCAUCGAGGACCGGAUCUUGCGGAUCACUGGCUACUAUGGCUAUUACCCGGGUUACUCCAGCCAGAAAAGUACCUCCAGAUCAUCAGCUACUCGGUGUAAACCAGGAGCCAACUGCCCCAGUUCACACAGUGGCAUCAGUAGACAACUGUCACCUCUGUCUGUCACUGAAGAUUCUUCUGCUCCUAUUCUUGAACUUCAGAAUCGCGGAUCCUCUGGAGUUUGUGGACACAGAGUGGAGAGGCAGAACAGAUCAGGGGAUGAUGGAACACAGACUCAUCCUGAGAACAGCAGCCAAGAAAACAGAAUCAAGGCUCGCUGCCGGUCCUGCACGUCUGCGGUUUUGAAGGCUGUCUGGGGACUCUUGAUCAUCUUGUCAGUGUCAUCAUCUUGGGUUGGAACCACACAGAUUGUAAAAAUUACUUAUAAGAACUUCUACUGCCCAUUUUUCAUGACUUGGUUUUCAACAAACUGGAACAUUAUGUUUUUCCCAGUCUAUUAUUCUGGUCAUCUGGCCACUGCUCAAGAAAAGCAAUCUCCAAUGAAAAAAUUCAGGGAAUGCAGUCGGAUUUUUGGUGAAGAUGGUCUGACGUUGAAGCUCUUUCUUAAAAGAACUGCUCCCUUUUCUAUUCUGUGGACUUUGACUAAUUACCUGUAUUUACUGGCUUUAAAGAAGCUGACAGCCACAGAUGUCUCUGCUCUGUUCUGUUGUAACAAAGCCUUUGUCUUCUUGCUGUCGUGGAUCGUGCUGAAAGACAGGUUCAUGGGCGUGAGGAUAGUUGCCGCAAUAAUGGCGAUCACGGGCAUCGUCAUGAUGGCGUAUGCAGAUAACUUCCACACUGAUUCCAUCGUCGGAGUGGCAUUUGCCGUGGGCUCAGCCUCUACUUCUGCGUUAUAUAAGGUUUUGUUUAAGAUGUUUCUUGGAAGUGCCAACUUUGGGGAAGCCGCACACUUUGUCUCCACUUUGGGUUUCUUCAAUUUGAUCUUCAUCUCCUUCACCCCGGUCAUCUUGUAUUUCACCAAGGUGGAGCACUGGUCCUCUUUUGCAGCUCUGCCGUGGGGCUAUCUCUGUGGGAUGGCAGGGCUGUGGCUGACCUUCAACAUCCUGGUGAACGUGGGCGUGGUGCUGACGUACCCGAUCCUCAUCUCCAUUGGGACAGUGCUCAGCGUUCCUGGAAACGCAGCUGCGGAUCUCCUGAAGCAGGAGGUGAUGUUCAACGUUGUCCGCCUGGCUGCUACCAUCAUCAUCUGCAUUGGGUUUCUGCUGAUGCUAUUGCCUGAGGAGUGGGAUGAAAUUACCCUGAGAUUCAUCAACAGCCUGAAGGAAAAGAAGAAUGAGGAGCAUGUGGAUGACAUCACUGAUUCCAGCGUACACCUGCGAAGCAGGAGCAGGGCCAAUGGGACAGUGUCUAUCCCACUGGCUUAAAGAGGACAGACACAUUUUG
Equus quagga is the source of this 1477-nucleotide messenger RNA. It is a transcript of the gene SLC35F4, whose product is annotated as solute carrier family 35 member F4. Bases 1 to 1458 code for a protein of 485 amino acids. The record is from RefSeq and is a predicted model, not a curated record. The transcript has 8 exons. NCBI's taxonomy places the organism in Eukaryota, Metazoa, Chordata, Mammalia, Perissodactyla, Equidae. Gene Ontology annotation, cellular component: membrane.